AUGUCCGCGGCUGCCGUCUCCGCCUCUCGCGCCCCGCUGCAGCAGCUCGUGCACCGCUCCCUGCCGUCCCUGCGGCACACGCUAACGCCGAACUCGCGCCUGGCCUCUCUAGACAUAACCCCGACUCACGUGUCGCUUGCAAUCUCCAACAGGCUGCGCGACACGGCCUUCCCUUUUGGGAUGCUCGCGCGCACCUCGAAGCCGUCUGCGGACGCGCUGAUUCUCUCGCACGCGCUCGCGCACGCCGAGGCGGUGUCCGACCCGCCGGCCGCGCUCGACGUGCACGCGUUGGUCGUCGGCCUGCCGCCGGCGUCGGAGUCUUCCGCAAGCACCCUCGUCCCGUAUCUGGCCGAGCUGCUCCAGGAGGAGGCCCUGCUCCCCGACCUGCAGGCCGUGCUGUUCUACUCGGAGGCACACGCCUUGAGCGCAGCGCUCCGCGCCCACUCUGACUUUCUCGACGCCCUGGCCGAACUCCCGGUCCGCCUGGAGACUAGGAAGCUCCACAGAUUUGACGCUGCCAUGAACCCCAAGGUCCCACGCGAGCAGCUGGAGCAGGGCUUGGAUAGUAAGGCGCGUAUUGCCGCCACGGACGUGUUGCAGGCCGUGCUCGAUGACCUGAACAGGGACCAAGCUGCGUCCUGA
Messenger RNA from Chondrus crispus (carragheen), 642 nucleotides. RefSeq lists its product as hypothetical. The coding region runs from base 1 to 642 and encodes 213 amino acids. The transcript has a single exon. NCBI's taxonomy places the organism in Eukaryota, Rhodophyta, Florideophyceae, Gigartinales, Gigartinaceae. The record is from RefSeq and is a predicted model, not a curated record.